Sus scrofa (pig) is the source of this 1543-nucleotide messenger RNA. RefSeq names its product NmrA like redox sensor 1 (gene NMRAL1). The record is from RefSeq and is a predicted model, not a curated record. Gene Ontology annotation, cellular component: nucleus. NCBI's taxonomy places the organism in Eukaryota, Metazoa, Chordata, Mammalia, Artiodactyla, Suidae.
GAUCCGAUUUACGCAAAUUCGGUGUUACGAAGGCCUGGCGCUGACGGAUGCUGACCUGAUCUGAGUACACUGGGCCCGGGACGAACCAUCUGUGCCCGCGGAGGGGGUGGUGGGUCAGCUCCGUUCAGAGUCACGACCAGGACGGCGGGGGCUCGGAAGCAGCCCACACUGCGGUUCUGUCACACAAGGUGGCCGAAAAAAGGUGGCUUUGCCAGGGUGCGACUGGAGCUUCGGGCGGGGGUGGACUCGGCUGCAAAAGCGGAGGCCCCCCUCCCUUUCCCCGACGAUUUCCCACCUAGGCGGUGGCAAGGAGGUACACGCGACCUGGGGGAACCGGGGGUCGGGCUGGGAGGCCAUGUCCGGUCCGAGGGGGUGGGGGUGGCGGGGUACCGACCUCUCCCGGCCGGACCGCCCCCUCGGUCCUACGCGGCGCGCGCGGGGUCGUUCCGGGCGGGGAUGCCCGGCCUCGUCGCCGACUCUGCGCCUCUCACAGCGCUCAGACCUCUCCCGACCGCGUUUCCCGUUCCCGGUCGCAUGGCGGAAAGGAAACUGGUGGUCGUGUUUGGAGCCACUGGUGCCCAGGGAGGCUCAGUGGCCCAGACGCUUCUGGAAGAUGGGACGUUCAGGGUCCGAGUGGUGACCCGGAACCCUAGGCAGAGGGCGGCGAAGGAGCUGAGGCUGCAAGGUGCAGAAGUAGUGCAGGGAGACCAGGAUGACGAGGCCAGCAUGGAGGGGGCCUUGACCGGGGCACACGCCGCCUUCAUCGUGACCAACUACUGGGAGAACUGCAGCCAGGAGCAGGAGGUCAAGCAGGGGAAGCUGCUGGCCGACCUGGCCAAGCGCCUGGGCCUCCGCUACGUGGUCUACAGCGGCCUGGAGAACGUGAAGAAGCUGACGGCGGGGAGGCUGGCGGCGGGCCACUUUGACGGCAAAGGGGAGGUGGAGGAGUAUUUCCGGGACAUCGGUGUUCCCAUGACCAGCGUGCGGCUGCCCUGCUAUUUCGAGAACCUCCUCUCGGCCUUCCUGCCCCAGAAGGCCCCGGACGGAAAGAGCUACUUGCUGAGCUUGCCCAUGGGUGAUGUGCCCAUGGACGGCAUGUCGGUGACCGACCUGGGCCCCGUGGUGCUCAGCCUGCUGAAGAUGCCAGAAGAAUACGUGGGCCAGAACAUCGGGCUCAGUACCUGCAGGCACACGGUGGGGGAGUACGCCGCCCUGCUCUCCAGGCACACCAGGAAGACUGUGCGUGAUGCCAAGACCACCCCCGAGGACUUCGAGAAGCUUGGCUUCCCCGGUGCCCAAGACCUGGCCAACAUGUUCCGUUUCUAUACCCUGAAACCCGACCGCGACAUUGAACUGACCCUGAGGCUCAACCCCAAGGCCAGGACGCUGGAGCAGUGGCUGGAGCAGCACAAAGGGGACUUUGCCAGCCUGUGACCCUGCCACCUCUCAAGCCCGUCUGGGGGGGGGGAGGUGCAGUCACAGGGAUCCUUUCUUGUGUGAUCCAGAAGUUUAUUUUUUAAAUAAAGGCCGUUGUUCUCACAGA